Molecule: messenger RNA, 4862 nt
Organism: Myotis davidii
Lineage: Eukaryota; Metazoa; Chordata; Mammalia; Chiroptera; Vespertilionidae
Product: hepatocyte growth factor receptor
Exons: 19
Biological process (GO): cell migration; cell surface receptor protein tyrosine kinase signaling pathway; multicellular organism development
Cellular component (GO): signaling receptor complex
Molecular function (GO): transmembrane receptor protein tyrosine kinase activity; protein binding; ATP binding
Source: RefSeq, a predicted model, not a curated record
ACACUUUUGAGAAAUUCAUCAGGCUGUGAAGUGCACAGUGAUGAAUAUCGAACGGAGUUUACUACAGCUUUGCAGCGCGUCGACUUAUUCAUGGGCCAAUUCAACCAAGUCCUCUUAACAUCUAUAUCCACCUUCAUUAAAGGGGAGCUCACCAUCGCCAACCUGGGGACCUCAGAAGGCCGCUUCAUGCAGGUUGUAGUUUCUCGAUCGGGAUCGUCAACCCCUCAUGUGAAUUUUCGCCUGGAUUCCCACCCCGUGUCUCCAGAAAUGAUUGUGGAGCAGCCAUUAGACCAAAACGGCUACACAUUGGUGGUCACGGGGAAGAGGAUCACCAAGAUCCCAUUGAAUGGCUUGGGCUGUGAGCAUUUCCAGUCCUGCAGCCAGUGCCUCUCUGCCCCUCCCUUCGUGCAGUGUGGCUGGUGCCACGACAGAUGUGCGCGAUUGGAGGAAUGCGCCAGCGGAACAUGGACUCAAGAGCUCUGUCAUCCUACAAUCUAUGAGGUUUUCCCAACUAGUGCCCCUCUGGAAGGAGGGACAACGCUGACCAUCUGUGGCUGGGACUUUGGAUUCAGGAAGAAUAGUAAAUUUGAUGUAAAGAAAACCAGAAUUCUCCUUGGAAAUGAGAGCUGUACCUUGACCCUAAGUGAGAGUACAACAAAUAUGUUAAAAUGCACAGUUGGUCCUGCAAUGAAUGAGCAUUUCAAUAUGUCCAUAACUAUUUCAAAUGGUCGAGGGACAGUGCAAUACAGUACAUUUUCUUAUGUGGAUCCUAUAAUAACAAGUAUUUCCCCAAGUUAUGGUCCUAAAACCGGUGGCACUUUACUUACUUUAACUGGAAAAUACCUUAACAGUGGGAAUUCUAGACACGUUUCAAUUGGUGGAAAAACCUGUACUUUAAAAAGUGUGUCAGAUAGCAUUCUCGAAUGUUAUACCCCAGCCCAAAACUCUCCAACUGAGUUUCCUGUUAAACUGAAAAUUGACUUGGCCAACAAAGUGAUUGACAGCUUCAGUUACCAGGAAGACCCCAUUGUCUAUGAAAUCCAUCCAACCAGAUCUUUUAUUAGUGGUGGGAGCACAAUCACAGGUGUUGGGAAAAACCUGAAUUCAGUCAGUGUCCUGAGGAUGGUAAUCAGCGUGCGUGAAGCAGGAAGGAACUUCACGGUGGCAUGUCAUCAUCGCUCUAAUUCAGAGAUAAUCUGCUGUACAACGCCUUCACUACAACAGCUGAAUCUGCAACUCCCCCUGAAAACUAAAGCCUUUUUCAUGUUAGAUGGGAUUCAUUCCAAAUACUUCGAUCUCAUUUAUGUACAUAAUCCUAUCUUUAAACAUUUUGAAAAGCCAGUGAUGAUCUCAAUAGGCAAUGGAAAUAUACUGGAAAUUAAGGGCAAUGACAUUGACCCCGAAGCAGUUAGAGGUGAAGUGUUAAAAGUUGGAAAUAAGAGCUGUGAGACUAUCUACUUAAAUUCUGAAGCUGUUUUAUGUACGGUCCCCAACGACCUGCUGAAAUUGAACAGCGAGCUAAAUAUAGAGUGGAAGCAAGCAGUUUCUUCAACUGUCCUUGGAAAAGUGAUCGUUCAACCAGAUCAGAAUUUCACAGGAUUGAUUGUUGGUGGCGUCACAAUAUCAACAAUCCUCAUACUAUUACUUGGGCUUUUCCUGUGGCUGAAAAGGAGGAAGCACAGUAAAGAUCCGGGCAGUGAUUUAGUUCGCUAUGAUGCAAGAGUACACACGCCUCAUUUGGACAGGCUUGUAAGUGCCCGAAGUGUGAGCCCGACUACAGAAAUGGUUUCCCAUGAAUCUGUAGACUACCGAGCUACUUUUCCGGAAGAUCACUAUCCUAACUCAUCUCAGAACGGAUCCUGCAGACAAGUGCAAUAUCCGCUGAUGGACCUGUCCCCCAUCCUCACUGGUGGGGACUCUGAUAUGUCCAGUCCGUUACUGCAAGAUGCUGUCCACAUUGACCUCAGUGCUCUAAAUCCAGACCUGGUCCAGGCAGUCCAGCACGUAGUGAUCGGGCCCAGCAACCUGAUUGUGCAUUUCAAUGAAGUCAUAGGAAGGGGUCAUUUUGGGUGUGUAUAUCAUGGGACUUUGUUGGACAACGAUGACAAGAAAAUUCAUUGUGCUGUGAAAUCCUUGAAUAGAAUCACUGACAUAGGAGAAGUUUCCCAGUUUCUGACUGAGGGGAUCAUCAUGAAGGAUUUUAGUCAUCCCAACGUGCUCUCGCUCCUGGGAAUCUGCCUUCGAAGUGAGGGGUCUCCCCUGGUGGUCCUGCCGUACAUGAAACACGGAGAUCUUCGAAACUUCAUUAGAAAUGAGACUCAUAACCCAACUGUAAAAGAUCUUAUUGGCUUUGGUCUUCAAGUGGCCAAAGGCAUGAAAUAUCUCGCAAGCAAAAAGUUUGUCCACAGAGACUUGGCUGCAAGGAACUGUAUGCUAGAUGAAAAAUUCACUGUCAAGGUUGCUGAUUUUGGUCUUGCCAGAGACAUGUACGAUAAAGAAUACUACAGCGUACACAACAAAACAGGUGCAAAACUGCCCGUGAAGUGGAUGGCUUUAGAAAGUCUUCAGACUCAGAAGUUUACCACCAAGUCAGACGUGUGGUCCUUUGGUGUGCUCCUCUGGGAACUGAUGACAAGAGGGGCGCCACCCUAUCCUGACGUCAACACCUUUGAUAUCACAGUUUACUUGCUGCAAGGCAGAAGGCUCUUACAACCCGAAUACUGCCCAGAUCCCUUGUAUGAAGUGAUGCUAAAAUGCUGGCAUCCCAAAGCUGAAAUGCGCCCGACCUUUUCUGAACUGGUCUCCAAGAUAUCCGUGAUAUUCUCUACUUUCAUUGGGGAACACUAUGUCCAUGUGAAUUCUACUUAUGUGAAUAUCAACAGUGGUUCUCCAUACCCCUCUCUGUUGUCAUCUCAAGAUAACGUUGAUGGCGAGGGAGACACAUGAUGGAUGAAUACGCCACCAGCCCCCUUCUGAUAAACAUCAUAGAACUGUUCGAGCAAUGGUCCACACCACGGCCAGUACUUUUUCACUGCCUGGGCAUUGAAAGGCCACCAGAUAUUUUUUGCUUUUGCCAAAAUUGCGCUACUCUAGGACCUUAUAUUGUUCUUUUAAAUGACUGGAUUCUGAGGAAUUUGACAUCUGACAAAGCAUCAGAGCCAGAAGCUUGGUCCCAUAGGCCAAUGACCAAGGGCAACCCUGCAGCUUUGAUGACGCUCCUGUCGCGUUCAGGCCAAAACCUGAAUUCUAGGUUGAAGUUUUAAAAAUCAGGAUCCAACCUGAUUUCAUGCAGGGAAUUGAGGCAGUCAGUGUGGAGGCCUUCUUGAUCACCGAAAAUUCAGAAGUGGUAAUGCCCAGGGAGCCGGGGACCAGACCACUCAUUUAGAAUUUCAAAGAGAUUUCAUGUGUUACAUAGUCACUAACCUAUGUUAUUACUGAUGUUGGGCAAACAUUCCCUUCUACAUUUUUGCAUACACAUUCCUUUUAUUGAAGAGAUGUCCAUAGGCAAUGCAGGAUACAAAAUGUGUUUAAUAGGGACAAUUAUGUAUUGUAUAUACAUAGAUGAUGGCAUUAAGAAGGUUUUCAUAAAAUAGUUUGGUAAUAAUGAAAUGUUUGUUAUUUAAAAAUCAGCUGCUUAAAAAAAUCAACUGUUUGAAAAUGAUACUGUUCUGAUCUAAUGAAUGUUUUUGUCUGCAUUUUUUUAAUGCCAACUGAAAAUAAAGCAAGUACUUUGUGAUGAUAAGUGUUUUUAAAGGUAACUUAGCAUGUUUUUAAAGCAAAAUACAUCUGUCUAAAAAGGUUUAUUGGUUCCAAUCUGCCUCAUCUCUACGGCAAAGAAAUGACCAAUGGACUGGAAAUAUUAGCCUCGUUUUCAAGUGGCAGCUUCUAUCCCACAAACACAUAGAGACAAUAAAACUUUGGAGGAGUCCAGUUUUUGCAUUAGGACAUGUUCUGUGUUAAGCAAAAAGUAUUUUAGGGGGGAAAAGGGGGCAGUUUUAAGUUCUGGCUCUUUCACCUGGAUAAAUACCGGUUACUCUGGGGAGGACUCUCGUGCUGUUUUGUUUUGUGAGAUUUUGUGCUUACUACUGUAUAGUGCAUAUGGCACAGGAUACUCUAACUGGUCUUCUCUGUGUAAACAUUUUAAAUAUUCUAUUUUUAUAAAAAUGUUUAUUUUUAAUGACAUAAGAAAACUUUCGUUAGGCCACAAAAAUACUGCACUGUGAACAUUUCAGAAAAGGCAUGCCAGACUUGGAUUGAUAAUAAUGGCAUGGUUUUAAAUGGCUGUAAACAAUGAUAAUGAAAUGUGCUGAUUGCCAGUGCACCCCACCCUCAUUACAUCACACAGCAAGCCAUGAAGAGGGUGUUACACUGAACCCAGUAGUAGAGUUGAGCUGUUAUUGCAAGGGAGUGAUUACAAUCAAAAGCUCUUUGACGAUGGAACUUACCAGAAGACACAAGGAAUCGAACUGCAGAGAUAUUUCAAUCCAAAUAUUCCUAUUUGAAAAGUGUCAAGAGUAAUACUAGUUCACAGAGUAUUGUUAAAUCUACUUUGUGGAAAGAAGUAUCUCUACCAAUGUCAAGAAAAUGAGUGCAUCAGGAACACGCAGAACUUGUGGAAACAAGCCCUCACCAAGUCUACACACCUUAUAUGCUUGGGAAAGCUGUAAUGUGAAAAUCGUGUUUGCUAUUUACAAAUGUGUCCUUAGGUUAAUGUGUCUGGACAGAUUGUGGGAGUGAUUCUAAGAAUUAGAUUACUUGUCACUGCCUAUACCUGCCGUUGAGCUGAUGGUACUUUGUAUGUUAGUAGUUAUUGUUCUGAUAACUCAUACAAUUGAAAAUAAAGCGGUGUAUCAUCUUGUAAA